Molecule: messenger RNA, 2305 nt
Organism: Carica papaya (papaya)
Lineage: Eukaryota; Viridiplantae; Streptophyta; Magnoliopsida; Brassicales; Caricaceae
Source: RefSeq, a predicted model, not a curated record
CCUUGCUUUUCUAUCAACUUCAUGUGAUUGCCAUGCAAGCCAUUAACCCUAAUAUCUCACUAACCGCUCACCGUUCUCCACACUCUCUCUCUCUCUCUCUCUCUCUCUCUCUCUCUCUAUACCACUUUUUCACUUUUCAUCGGUUUCUCUCUUGAAUAUCAUGCUGAUUCAACCCUUCCAUUUUCUUCUGUUUACUACCUUUCCUUUAGUGGCACCCACGUACUCUGUCUCUCUCUCUCUCCAUGUAUAUAUGUUGCUUAUAUCUUUAUCUCAAAUUCUGUUAUUUGUGCUUUGUAUGAUAUAAAUUCUUCCGUUGGAACUGGAACUGGAACUGGAACUGGAAUUGGAACCGGAGUAGCUCUCACAUUUAUGUGUCGGUUGCUCCUGCCUUAAUCCAGAGAAUAUGAAAUUUGAAGAUUACCUCAUGGAAGGAAGCGAGGAUCAGCAACAACACACCACUCAUGAUGGUGAUCUUGACGAGGAGGUACAGGUUGUGAAACUGCAAGCAGAACUAGAUCGCGCACAAGAAGUAAACAGGGUCUUGCAGUGCGCACUGCAGGGGCCUGUGUCAUCUCACCCUUGCCUUCUCUCAUUGCUUCCACCACAGGUGCGAAUGCUAUUUAUGGAGCUGGCGACCGUGGAGGAAGAGAUACUUCUGCUAGAGAGAAAAGUUGACGGGCUAAAAUUAAAACUAUACCAUGAGAGGAAACAAAAUGACAAUUGGCAAAUACAACAGAGGAAGACCUCACCGCCUAUAACCAGCAGUCGAUCAUUGCUUAGUGAUGAUAUUCAACCACCAUCACGGUCACAAAACUAUGAUGAAUUUAGAAAACAGAAACUGAGAAGUAACAGAAGAGCCUCUUUAGGCUCUGCGGCAGAUUUCUUAAAGAUGUUUUCCAGAGAAUCAACUGAAAUGCAAGAAAGGUCAAGGAGGCAUGCCACCAGAAUCCAAAACCACUUCCAAAUCAUCAAUGGAACUGGCAUGGAGAACCCUAAUUUGAUCUCUGAAGAACUGAUUAAAUGCCUGAUAAGCAUAUUUUUGGAAUUAAAUGGAGCAUUACCGGAAAGAGAAAGAUCAACAGUUGUGCCAAAGCUUGGUCUUCCAUCCGCAAAUUCUAAAGGCUUAAUAGCCAAGACCUCAUUGAACUGUAAAGCAACCCAGUUUUCUUUCUACUACAAUGCAUCAAAUUUUGAUCCUUAUGGCGUCUUGCCAGAUAUACAUGGCACGAUCAGGGACAUUGGCCCGUACAAGAACUUCAUCCACAUCACACGAUGUUCAUUAGAUGUCAAUCGUUUUACAGAGUGUUCAUCAUCCAUUGAUAAGCUGAGGGUUUUGAUGGAGAAAUUAUGUAGCGUUGACUUAAGUUUCCUACCCUACAAGCAGAAGCUAGCAUUUUGGAUCAAUAUCUACAAUGCCUGCAUAAUGCAUGCAUUUCUUGAGCAUGGACUACCUUCAACACAGGAUAAACUGCUGGACUUGAUGAACAAGGCUGCAAUGAAUGUAGGCGGUAUAGUGCUAAAUGCUCUGGCCAUUGAACAUUUUAUCCUACGGCAUCCAUGUGAAUCAGAAUAUGGCCCAAUGGAAGAGAAGGAAACGCUACUAAGGCAUGCCUAUGGUUUGGGUUUUCCAGAACCCAAUAUAACGUUUGCCCUUUGCCGAGGAACGUGGUCCUCACCUGCAUUAAGAGUUUAUACUCCAGAGAAUGUAGUCAAUGAAUUGGGGAGAGCAAGAGUAGAAUAUCUGGAAGCUUCAAUAGGAGUUACAAGCAAGAGAAAGAUUGUAGUACCCAAGCUCCUGCAAUGGCACCUGCACGAUUUUGCAGAUGAUAUGGAAUCACUAGUGGAAUGGAUUUAUAGCCAAUUGCCACAAUCUAGAUUGCUGAGAAGAAUGAUAAUGGAGUGCCUAAAUGGGGAAACGAGAUCUCCUAUAAGAAAAUUGGUAGAAAUUCAACCAUAUGAAUCUGAGUUCCGUUACCUACUGCCUUUUGUAAGUGAAAAAUGGACCCACCUCCAACCGUAUCCCCCUUCCCCCACCACCCUGCCCCCAGCAGUGCGAAAUAUAUUUGUACUGAUACAUAUAAAUACAAGGUAAAAUCACACAGAAUAACUGAUGAUACUAGACACCAGAACUAAUAAAUAGGCAAAACAUCUUCCUGAACAGCAGUGAAAUAACACAGAACUAUUGCAAGAAGCUAUCUCACGUCCUGAUUGUUAAAUGCUUCUUUACCAAGGUGCCAAGGCCUUCUUUUCUUUUUCUUCCAAAAAAUAAAGACUACAAGGUCUAUUGAAUGUUUUAGUCAACAUG